ACCGUCAUAAAACAUCGAAGUGGUUUACGUUUGCUGGUGACGUGUUGCUAAGAAAUCAAGAUGCGGCUACUUAUUUUCGCGUUUUCCGUGCUAUUUAUGUGCAUAAAUGCACAACAAAAUACGCUAGUACUUCUAGACAAUCAAGUUGUGAAGGAAACGCAUUCUAUGUUCUUCAGAGCGUUGCAAGAAACUGGUUAUGUGCUAACAUUCAAAUUGGCUGAUGAUGCCACCCUACACAUUUCAAAAUAUGGGGAAUUCCUCUAUGACAACAUCAUCAUUUUCGCCCCAUCUGUGGAAGAAUUUGGCGGACAACUAAGCUCUGACGCAAUAAUCAAAUUCGUUGAUAACGGCGGCAACUUACUUAUCGCUGGCGACAGUAAUACUGGCUUUGCACUCAGAGAAAUUGCCUCUGAAAGCGGUUUCGAAGUCGAUGACGACGGUGCCCAAGUAAUUGAUCACUUAAACUACGAUGUCAACGAUGAAGGUCAACAUACCAGAAUUGUCGCCGGUGUGGAGAACCUUAUCGAAGCCGAUGUCAUCACCGGAGAUCGAACUACUCUGUAUCCCAUGUUGUUCCAGGGAACCGGCAUCUUAGCCGAUCCUUUGAACCCACUGGUAUUGCCUAUCUUGACUGCGGACAGUACUGCCUAUUCAUACAACCCAGAACAACCAAUUAAAGACUAUCCACACGCAGUUGGAAAGAAUACUAUUCUUAUCGCCGGUCUUCAAGCGCGUAACAACGCGCGUGUUGUCUUCAGCGGAUCACUCGCCUUCUUCUCGGACGAGUUCUUCCACGCACAAGUCCAAAAAGCGCAUGGCGGUAAACUACAUGAAAUCUCCGGUAACCAGGAAAUAGCACUACGCAUCACUAACUGGGUAUUCAAGCUGAAGGGCGAGUUACGCGUCAAGUCUGUGAAGCAUCACAUCGCAGGUGAGACUCAGCCGCCAGCAGCAUACACGAUUAUGGAAGAUGUAGUCUACACCAUCGAGAUUGAAACCUUCAAGAACCGCAAAUGGCAACCCUAUGAAGCCACAGACAUUCAACUAGAGUUUGUACGCAUUGAUCCUUUCGUACGCACCACACUCAAGAGGAAACCAAAUGGCGCAUAUGAGGCAAAGUUCAAAAUUCCGGAUGUGUAUGGCGUUUAUCAAUUCAAAGUUGAUUAUGAUCGCAUUGGAUACACUCAUUUAUAUAGCACCACACAGGUGUCAGUCAGACCAUUACAACACACGCAGUAUGAGAGAUUUAUUCCGAGCGCAUAUCCUUACUAUGUGAGUGCGUUCUCAAUGAUGGUCGGAGUUAUAUUAUUUUCAAUCGUGUUCAUUCAUCAUAAAGAUGAGCCAGCAGGCAAGAGCAAACAUGAAUAAAUUGUGUACUACUGCAUUAAUAGAUACAAUAGAGCGCUUUUUAAUAAAAGUGUAUACAACGUAACAAUUUCCACUAAUAAAAUAUGAACCACUUAAAA
This is a messenger RNA of Dalotia coriaria, 1466 nucleotides long. It is a transcript of the gene Ost48, whose product is annotated as dolichyl-diphosphooligosaccharide--protein glycosyltransferase non-catalytic subunit Ost48. The record is from RefSeq and is a predicted model, not a curated record. Gene Ontology annotation, cellular component: endoplasmic reticulum membrane; oligosaccharyltransferase complex. The transcript is spliced from 3 exons. Bases 61 to 1368 code for a protein of 435 amino acids. Lineage: Eukaryota; Metazoa; Arthropoda; Insecta; Coleoptera; Staphylinidae.